Molecule: messenger RNA, 890 nt
Organism: Centruroides sculpturatus (bark scorpion)
Lineage: Eukaryota; Metazoa; Arthropoda; Arachnida; Scorpiones; Buthidae
Product: filamin-A-like
Exons: 5
Coding region: 244-861 (205 amino acids)
Biological process (GO): actin cytoskeleton organization
Molecular function (GO): actin filament binding
Source: RefSeq, a predicted model, not a curated record
GUACGCUUCAAAAUUAACUUCAGUUUGCUAAAACCAUAAAUGGAAAGCACCCCCACAUUAACUUAUCCAAUCAGACUUUAACUGGCAAUGGAGAAAGAUGCCUGGGAAAAAGGUGUCAGUUGUCUUAUGCCAUACCCAGUUCUCAAAGGUCUCGGGGUGCUGUUUGUGAUUGUGCCGUGAAGAGGUUUGGUGUAAAUCAAUAACUCUGUCUAUUGACUAGGAUUAUUCCAGAAGCUUGUUAAAAUGCCAUCGAAGAAAUCGGAUAAACCAAUUAUAACGGACAAUAGGGAUGGCACAGUUAGUAUUAAGUACGAUCCUAAAGUAGAAGGUGUUCACGAACUCCACAUCAAGUAUAAUCACGAACAUGUACAAGGAAGUCCUUAUAAAUUUCACAUCGACAAUAUUUCUUCCGGUUACGUCACCGCUUGUGGCGAAGGCCUGGCACGUGGUAAUGCUGGAGAUCCCUGUAAUUUUAUCGUUUAUACAAGAGGGGGUACCAAUUUAUCGGUUUACGUCGAUGGACCUACAAAAUCAGAGGUUAAUUGUCACGAUAAUAAAGACGGAAGCGUCAGCGUGUCUUACAUACCUCCGGCUCCAGGAGAAUAUAAAGUAUCUGUGAAAUUUGAUGGAAAACAUAUCAAGGACAGUCCGUUCACAGUUAAAAUUGCAGGUGAAGGACGAAAACGAAGUCAAGUAUCCGUUAUGCAUUCCAGUGAAGUGUCGAUUAAUUGUACCGAAAAAGAUUUAAAGACUUUAAAUGCGAGUAUUGUCGCACCUUCGGGAUUGGAAGAACCUUGUUUUUUAAAAAGAAUGAAAGAUGGAUUAGUUGGUGAGUGCAUUUAUUCAUUUGCUUUUCACUAAUAUUUUAAAUCAAUUUAACUAAAUAUGAC